Diplodia corticola is the source of this 2361-nucleotide messenger RNA. Its product is annotated as glycoprotein x. The record is from RefSeq and is a predicted model, not a curated record. NCBI's taxonomy places the organism in Eukaryota, Fungi, Ascomycota, Dothideomycetes, Botryosphaeriales, Botryosphaeriaceae. The coding region runs from base 1 to 2361 and encodes 786 amino acids. The transcript is spliced from 3 exons.
AUGGUUGGCAUCAAUGCGCGACACCUUGUGCACGUAGCAAGGGCGGCUAUGACAUACACCUCGACCGUACUGCCCGGCCACCCCUGCUCGACGGGCAGCAAUUCCACCGCCACACAGGCAAGCUUUGCCAACAACACCAUUACAGGUGCCCCCCAGACAGUGUGCUAUACAAGCACGCCCGUCGCGACGAACACCAGCUACGCGACGCCGGGCGGAGGCUGUACGCUAGCAGGGCCGGACAGCGAGUUCAGCGAGUCGAAGAUUGGCAAUGACGGGUACGGCAAUGACGUCUACGCGGUCACCUACGGCAGCGCCGGCGGCAGCUCGACCAUGUCGACGAGCUACGCGGGCGCAAGCACCUCGUUAGUGUGCAUCACGGCAACGCCGCUGCAGACAGCAACGACGUCGGAGGCUCCGUCGACCAGUGCGCCGCCGCCGCCGCCUCCCUCGACGAGCGUGCCGCCGCCGCCGCCUCCGACGACGAGUGCGCCCCCACCGCCGCCUCCGACAAUCGUCGUCUCGCCUAUGCCGCCAAGUACCACAAGUUCCAGCUCAUCAAGCUCCAGCUCAGAAAGCUCCAGCUCCAGCUCCAGCUCAGAGAGCUCCAGCUCCACAAGCAGCGCGCCGACAAACAUGCCAACAGUGGUCAGCUGCCCCGCUUCCAACGGUUCAACAUACACUGCGGAAUCGGUGCAAAACGCCCAAUUCUACCUCGAGUGUGGUUCGGACUACCAGUCGUACAACAUCGAGUUCCCGCAAGGCUACAAGCCUCCCAGAAACUACAGAAAGCUGGCCAAGCGCGAUCCUAUUGAAGGCGUUAGCUUUGAAAGCUGCGUCGAGUUCUGUGCGAAGCUCUGCGACUGUCAUGACAUCUCCUACCAGUUCUCGACCAGCACUUGCCAGCCGAAGAGCGCGGCGGGACAGAAGGUCCAAGGAUCCAACGACGUGGUCAACGCCCGCCGGACAACGCCCGGCUGUAUCAACGGCUUCCAACCUACCACGCUCUGCACGACUUCGUCCACCUCUGUGAAUCUGUGUGCCAACAAUGGAUGCAGCAAGACUUCUUCCGCCGGCUGUCCAUCGACGGGGUGCAGCCAGCCUUCUACUACCGGCUGCCCAUCGACGGGGUGCAGCCAGCCUUCUACUACCGGCUGCCCAUCGACGGGGUGCAGCCAGCCUUCUACUACCGGCUGCCCAUCGACGGGAUGCAACCAGCCGUCCCCGCCUCCGCCGCCUCCGAGUUGCGGAGGAGGGAAGUGCAAGAAGUCGCCGCCGCCGCCGCCGCCGCCGUCGGGCACGUCAUCUAAUGAUGAUUCCAACCAGACGUCGUCGACGCCGUGCAAUUCGCCUUCCCCUCCCCCUCCCCCACCGCCUCCUACUAGCCGCUGCUCAACGUCGUCGUCGUCGUCGUCGUCGUCGUCGACGCCAUGCAGUUCGUCUUCCUCUCCGCCUCCUCCGCCUCCUCCGCCUCCCCCACCGCCUCCUACUAGCAGCUGCUCAACGUCAUCGUCGUCGUCGUCGACGCCAUGCAGUUCGCCUUCCCCUCCCCCUCCUCCUCCCCCUCCUCCCCCACCUCCUCCUCCACCUCCUACCACUACCGCUAGUUGUGGAGGACCGUCGCCGGCGUGCAACAAGCCGCCGCAGUGGCCGCCGGCGGACAAAUGUAAGGGUGUGCUGAACCACCCGGGCAAGUUGUUCCGGCUGCGCACGCACGUUGUCAGCGGCGCAGGCAGCCCCGAGUUCGAGAACCUCUACGUUGCGGAGUCGCAGUACAACGCGAGCAGCUCGGUGCCGACGCUUUCGCGCAACAUGGCGGAUGGCGGACGCUUCUUCUACGACUCGUCGACGUCGUCGGUCGGGCUGUGGCACGGCAGGUGCCAGUUCUCCGGGCUGACCAUGUUCGGCGACAACGACAUGGACGCCUACUCGCCGGCCUUCAUCACCAACAGCGUCGGCACGCACCGCAUGCAGGUCGGCUGGGGCUCGCUCACGUGGGACAACGACCGGUUCGACGGGUGGGUGGUGUGCCGGGCGCAUUCCAAGGGCGGCGCGCCUCCCGGCUGUGCAUGGUCGCAGGGCGGCAACAAUGGCGGCAACAAUGGCAACAAUGGCAACAAUGGCAACAACAACAACGGCAACAACGGCAACAGUGGCAACAGUGGCAACAACAACACCGGCAACAACGGCAACGGGCAGGGGCAGCAGCAGAAGAACGGCGGCGGCGGCGGCGGCGGCAACCGGCGCAAGCGCGACGGGCAGCAAUCGUGCUACGAGCUCCAGUGGCACGACGCCAUCAGAAACCUGGGCAUUGACACGGAGCGGUGCGCCAAGGUCGAGCUGCUGACGGAGAACGAGCAGUGA